AUGAAGCUCCUGCUCCUGGUCUUUGCAGCCCUCAGAUUCCUGGUGACUCCAGCCAGUGCGGGCGGGACACGCUGUGGGCGGACGCUGCCAGGACACUGCAGGCUGUACUGCGGCUUCCUUGAAAGACCUCUAUUCAUGUGUGACAGGUACAGACAAUGUUGUGUCAAGGACAGCGUCAUGAUGCCAAGGCCCAUCUUGCCCCCAUCUGUCCAGAAAUCUAAGCACCCAUGCAGAAAAAACACAAAAAGCCAAAACAAGAAGCCAGAAAUGCACACGACACCAAAACCACUAGGGUCUCCAAAGACUCAGAGAAUUAUCACCACUCCGAGAAGCUGA
Messenger RNA from Artibeus jamaicensis (Jamaican fruit-eating bat), 336 nucleotides. It is a transcript of the gene DEFB132, whose product is annotated as defensin beta 132. Lineage: Eukaryota; Metazoa; Chordata; Mammalia; Chiroptera; Phyllostomidae. The transcript has 2 exons. The coding region runs from base 1 to 336 and encodes 111 amino acids. The record is from RefSeq and is a predicted model, not a curated record.